Messenger RNA from Brassica oleracea var. oleracea, 1062 nucleotides. Its product is annotated as protein RER1D. Gene Ontology annotation, cellular component: Golgi membrane. The transcript is spliced from 4 exons. The coding region runs from base 139 to 762 and encodes 207 amino acids. The record is from RefSeq and is a predicted model, not a curated record. Lineage: Eukaryota; Viridiplantae; Streptophyta; Magnoliopsida; Brassicales; Brassicaceae. Gene Ontology annotation, biological process: retrograde vesicle-mediated transport, Golgi to endoplasmic reticulum; protein retention in ER lumen.
ACGUGUUUCAUCCACGUCAUUCAGUUUCCUCUUUCUUUCCGCGAAAGUGCGAAACAAACCUCUCUCUCUCUCUCUCUCUCUCGUGUUUGAUUUGAAGAUCAUUGUGACCUUAAUCAGUGAUUGAAUCAGGAUUUAGCCAUGGAGGACGAAGCAGGAAACGAAGGAGACGGGUACACAAUGAGCGAUUCACCUCUUGCACGAUGGAGAAUCGAAUUUUCCAAAUCGUUUCAGAAUUACCUCGACAGAUCGGCUCCACACCUCGUCCGAAGAUGGCUAGUAACGUUAAUCGCCGCCGUGAUCUACAUAUACAGAGUUUACUACGCUUACGGAUUCUUCGUCGUCUCGUAUGGUCUCGCGACGUACAUCUUAAACCUCUUGAUCGGUUUCCUCUCACCCAAAGUCGAUCCAGAGCUCGAAGCCUUGGAUCCUGCUUCUGCUUCGUCUGAGUCCAGUAAAGAUUCUGAUGAGUUCAAGCCGUUUGUUCGUCGUCUUCCUGAGUUCAAGUUCUGGUAUGCAGCUACUAAGGCUUUUGUUGUAGCGUUUGUGAUGACCUUCUUCUCGUUCUUGGAUGUGCCUGUGUUCUGGCCCAUCUUGCUUUGCUACUGGUUGUUUCUGUAUUUUCUCACUAUGAAACGACAAAUCGUGCACAUGAUCAAGUACAGAUACGUUCCUUUUGAUUUUAGAAAGAAGAGGUAUGAUGGAAAUGAUAAGCCUAGCAGCAGUAAUUCACCUCAAGGAGAUGAAAAUACGGCUCAGACGUGAAGCUUAGACCAGACCAUGGCUUGGUGCGUUUGGAGUUAUACGCCAAAUCACUGAUCCGAAUCACCUCACUGAAGCAGUAGAAGUGGAUAAUAUGCCAUCUUACUCGAAUACUAUAUAUUCUAGAGCUUGCUUUGAUUUCUUGUCACCAGAUCUGUAAAACUGCUCCUGGUUUUGUCUCUCUCCAUCCGAGCAAGUUCAGUAUGUAAAUGUUAUGAUAGUUGAUCGGAACUUCUCUGUUAACUCAGAUCAGGACUGAAUGUAACUUGUCCUUUAUUGAAUAGAUCAAAACAUGUUGAAGGA